GGUCUGGGCGCCUCUAACAACCUCAUCCCUGUGAGUACCUCGGUGGGCGAUGCCGCGGUCGACGCACUGGACCCGACCACGGCGCACCUCGUUCCCCUAGUCUCCCUCCCCGGCGGCUACGUCAACCAAUCGGCGAUCGCGGCCGCCGCGAAGAACGGCGGAGCCUUUGGCCAGGUCUUGACGACGUCCACCAAGCAGCUCCACGCGCCGCAGCAACAGCGCGCCGUGCGAACCAAGGCGAACCAGGAUCAGCAGACGCACCACGUCGAUCCAGAUCACACGGACGCCAACUUCGACUACAUCGUGAGGCCGGGCGAGGUGUGGAUGAAUCGGUACUUCAUGGACAGCCUCAUUGGAAAGGGCUCGUUUGGCCAGGUCAUGAAGGCGCGCGACUUUGUGAUGAACGAGGACGUGGCGAUUAAGAUUAUCAAGAAUAAGCGCGCCUUCACGAACCAGGCUCGCGAGGAGAUACGCCUGCUCACGAAAAUGAACCGCCUGCAAGACGCCGAGGCUGCCAACGGCUCGGGUGCCAACUACAUCGGCGUCGCCUGUUGCGUCAUCAUCACCAUCGUCAUCAUCAUCAUCACAGGACAACUCGGCGAUCUUGUUUGGAAGCCUGUCUUGGUUCUGCGUCGUUUCGACUUGAGCACACGUUGA
This is a messenger RNA of Mesocestoides corti, 657 nucleotides long. NCBI's taxonomy places the organism in Eukaryota, Metazoa, Platyhelminthes, Cestoda, Cyclophyllidea, Mesocestoididae. The record is from the annotation of a GenBank genome assembly.